This is a messenger RNA of Bombyx mandarina (wild silkworm), 1929 nucleotides long. It is a transcript of the gene NGR-A31, whose product is annotated as neuropeptide receptor A31. Gene Ontology annotation, cellular component: plasma membrane. Gene Ontology annotation, biological process: G protein-coupled receptor signaling pathway. NCBI's taxonomy places the organism in Eukaryota, Metazoa, Arthropoda, Insecta, Lepidoptera, Bombycidae. The record is from RefSeq and is a predicted model, not a curated record. Gene Ontology annotation, molecular function: neuropeptide Y receptor activity.
AUGAAAAUAAACAGUUUCAAGUUCUGAAUUGUGUUCUACCUUUCUGGUGUUUGGUCUAGGCGACUUAUCCGAGGAAAUGUGAAAAAGAAGCCACAGCUACAGGAGAAAAUAAAGAUGAUUGACGGUACAUCCAGCAAUAUGCAUCACGUCAGGCUUUUAAUAGGUGUAGAAGAGAAGACCAUGUGGAGUUCUCUGAACAAGACGACUUCGAGUCCUGAGGAUGUUAACGUAUCAAGAAUAAACGAAACUGGACCGUUAUAUAAUGAAGACGAAUACAUAUUCGAUAGGACCGAUGUUAGAGCUAUUUUCAUAACCUUAUAUACUAUCGUUUUCUGCUGCUGUUUCUUCGGUAAUCUACUAGUGAUCCUAGUAGUAACUUUAUCGAGGCGUCUCCGUUCCAUAACAAACUUCUUUCUUGCGAACCUUGCCGUGGCAGAUUUAUGUGUCGGAGUGUUCUGUGUUUUCCAAAAUCUAACUAUAUAUCUUAUACCGAGUUGGAUAUUUGGAGAUUUUCUGUGUAAAAUGUAUCAGUUUGUUCACUCGUUGAGCUAUACUGCGUCCAUUUUUAUAUUGGUCGUGAUAUGCACGGAACGUUACUUCGCAAUAAUACAUCCAAUUACUUGCAAGCAGAUUCUGACAUCGACGAGACUUAGGUUGGUGAUACUUGGUGUAUGGAUCACUAGCGCCGCGUAUAGCGCCCCGAAAUUCAUAUGGGUGGAAACGAUAACAAACGAUUUGGGCAACGGGCAAAUGGAGACUAUAUGCAUACCGCAUCGCAGGAAAUAUAACUCGGAAAUAUUCGAUAUGGUGAACUUCGGGCUGCUCUACGUGACCCCGCUCUGUGUUAUGACUGUACUUUACACGCGGAUUGCCGUGGGCUUGUGGCAGAGCUCACACACACUUCAGAGCCUCGGACGUGUUCAAUGCUGCGCAACGGAAUGUCCUCGACCUGAGAAACCUCGCACUGCUAAUUACGAGCCGCAACGUACCUUUGUCGGUGCUACCGAGGACAAGGACGGAGUGUCGACAAAAGUAAAAGGUCCUCCAGCUAAAAAUGUUCGCACUUACGAGCCUCGCGACUGUCACCACCUGAGCCACUUGUCUCGCAACGUGCUGCGCGCGCGUCGCGGUGUCGUGCGGAUGCUCAUCGUCGUCGUCCUAACGUUCGCCAUCUGCAACUUACCAUUCCACGCACGCAAGAUGUGGCAGUACUGGUCCAGCGGCUACGAGGGAUCGAGUGACUUCAGUACACUUUUGACGCCGUUAACGUUCCUCAUUACGUAUUUCAACUCGGGGAUAAACCCUCUCCUGUACGCGUUCCUCUCUAAGAAUUUUAGGAAAGGCAUGAAGGAGUUAUUAUUUUGCAACUACCGCGCCAAAAGGAAGAACGAUCAGAUUAUAGUUUUGAAUCCAGUAGGCGGUGGAGUCCUGCGACGCAGCUCGACCCGGUCUACCCGCGCUAACUGCAGCACGAUUACGAUGGCGGCUAACGGUGACUCGUGAGAUUUAAGACGGCGGCGCUUUAUUCAUAGGAUGGAGAAUAUUGACGUUUCCUGAUUAACGGAAAGCACGGAUGAAGUGACUGACAGUAGCGGUCUCUACACCGUGUCUACAAUCUCCAAAAUGGACCUAUACGGCUAAACUCACGUACGUCGAACUCUCCUAUCCGAAUAAAAGUGCUCGUAUGACUGUUCUCUCGACUCCUGACAUUUGGUAAGUCUGAUCGUGAACGAUCUUGAUUAUGACGAUCUCAUGAGCUUAAUUUUAAUAAGUUUUAGUGUGUAUUUUUAUUAUACGUGUACUUAGAUUACACAUGUACAUCGAAUCCAAAUGCAUGUCAUAUGAAGACUUUCACAAGUAAUUGCGAUACAUAUCUUGUACAAAAUGAAAUAAUGAUUUCAUUGGCUUGUAAUAAAACAAAGUUAUAAU